UUACUCUAGAUAUUUUACUAGCUAAAUACAAGGAAAAUACAUUGUAUACGUAAAAUUAUUAUGGUAAUAUGACUAAAAAUAUUUCUAAAAGUUUGCUUGAAAAUUAAAGUCUGUCUUUUGAAAUGGGCCGUAAGGGAGAGACCCAAGUAAAACCCUCCCACGAAGAAAAAAAAACCCCGCCUCCCCUUCUCCCUCGCUACAAUCAUCCAUGGCGGCUCCGCCGGCAGCCGCAAACCCCAACCCUAACCGCAAUCUGAAGCGGAAGCCAAAGCCAAAGCCGAAAGCAGCCGGCCCCUCCGCCCUAAACCCUAACUGGGCGCAGCUCCAGUCCAAGCUCCCCCACCGCCCCGCAGCCACCCGCCUCGGCAAGCGCAAGGACCGGGCCGGCCCUCCUCCACCGCCCGAGACUGCGGAGCAGUCUUCUACCACGGAUGCUGCGGCGGGUGAACCGGAGGUCAAGCUCGAGCCGACCUCCGACGACACCAGCUUGACGAAGGUGGUGGCGGUGGACUGCGAGAUGGUCGGAGUAGGCGCCGGCGGCAGCAAGAGCGCCCUCGGCAGGGUCACCUUGGUUAAUUCCUUUGGAAAUGUUGUAUAUGAUGAAUAUGUUCGAACAGUUGAGAGAAUAGUGGAUUACCGUACCCGUAUCAGUGGGAUUAGACCUAAGCACAUGAAUAAAGCCAAAGAAUUCUGGAUUGUGCAGAAGGAAGUAGCUGAGCUGAUUAAAGGCAGAGUUCUUGUUGGGCAUGCAUUGCACAAUGAUCUUAAGGUCUUGCUACUAAGCCACCCAAAGAAGGACAUAAGGGAUACCUCAGAAUAUGAGAUUUUCCGAAGGGAGGGAAAGAGGCGAUCGUUGAAGGAUCUUGCUGCUCAAGUGCUUGGGGCUAAAAUACAGCAGAAUGAACACUGCCCUAUUGAGGAUGCCCGAGCCGUGAUGUUCAUUUACAACAAGCACAAGAAAGCAUGGGAGAAGAACAUGAAAGAACAAUUCAGGUUCAAAAAGAAGCUCAAGAAGCGUGGCAAGAAGAGAUCUGCUGACUCCAAUGGGAAUGACCCCAAUGUCCCCACUGUUUUUCUAUAGGGACUAGAAAAGGAAACCUGGGAGCCUGUGCAAACCGUUUCCCUACUUGACAUGAAUUUGACUAUGGCAAAGGGUAUGGAUAUGAUAAAUCCUAGUGGAAAUUUGUCUCAAGUCAGUAUGCUAAGUCAAAAUCGCAGCUGAACCAUGAACUUCCAGAGAAUACUUGAUGAUGUCGUGAUUCCAUAUGUUGCUUCAUAAUUCUGUGUAGCAUUUGCCCCAGGGAAAAAAAAAAUUGCAAUGAAAAUUUGUACUUCAACAUUCAUGUAAUGCAGUGUAAGUUCACACUACAUUCAUGUAUUGUAACAAACAUUUUCACCAUCAACUGAAAAAUGUAACAGGUGAUAAGAUUGGGUUA
Molecule: messenger RNA, 1436 nt
Organism: Phragmites australis (common reed)
Lineage: Eukaryota; Viridiplantae; Streptophyta; Magnoliopsida; Poales; Poaceae
Exons: 7
Coding region: 209-1081 (290 amino acids)
Biological process (GO): rRNA processing
Cellular component (GO): nucleus
Molecular function (GO): 3'-5' exonuclease activity; nucleic acid binding
Source: RefSeq, a predicted model, not a curated record